Molecule: messenger RNA, 3027 nt
Organism: Fusarium keratoplasticum
Lineage: Eukaryota; Fungi; Ascomycota; Sordariomycetes; Hypocreales; Nectriaceae
Product: Ankyrin repeat protein nuc-2
Exons: 7
Coding region: 1-3027 (1008 amino acids)
Biological process (GO): glycerophospholipid catabolic process
Molecular function (GO): protein binding; glycerophosphocholine phosphodiesterase activity
Source: RefSeq, a predicted model, not a curated record
AUGAAGUUCGGCAAGCAGAUCCAGAAGCGUCAGCUUGAGGUGCCCGAGUAUGCGGCUAGCUUCGUCAACUACAAAGCCCUGAAGAAGCUCAUCAAGAAGCUGUCCGCAACCCCGACCCUCACCUCCCAGAAUGAUGCCCUCCGCUCGGCUACCCCCGUCGACUCCCAGGCCGCUCUCCAGGCCAACAAGGCGACCUUUUUCUUCCAGCUGGAACGGGAACUCGACAAAGUCAAUGCCUUCUACCUACAGAAGGAAGCCGAGCUCAAAAUCCGCCUCAAGACUCUACUAGACAAGAAAAAGGUGCUCCAGUCGCGGCAAGGCAUCUCCCGCCGUUCCGCAAAGUUCACUACUCUCGAGGAGGGCUUCCAGCAGUUUGCUACCGACCUGAACAAGCUUCAACAGUUCGUCGAAAUCAACGGCACCGCCUUCUCCAAGAUCCUCAAGAAGUGGGACAAGACAUCAAAAUCCAAAACCAAGGAGCUCUACCUCUCGCGAGCCGUAGAGGUCCAACCGUUUUUCAAUGCCACCGUCAUAAGUGAGCUAUCUGACCAGGCCACCACGAGCUUGCAAGAGCUCGGCGCCUGGUCAGAUGGAAUCCAGGUCAAUUUCCAGACCAACCAUGUUGUGACUUCGCAGCACUUCGUGGGCACAGACGAAGGGGAUGCAGACACGCUGCUUUUGGACACUGUCAUCGCAGGGAACCACGAAUCUCUCCGGGACUUGCUCAUGAGGAUGAGAUCUGCUAAUGAAACCAAUGAAGGCGACAGUUCGCUUAUGGAGAGGAUAACGCGGACCUUUUUGGCAGCCAUUUCAGAAGCGCCCCAGGAGUCUCUGCGAAUUCUUCUCGAUACAGGCCUUGUCGACCUCCACUCGUACGACGACAUCAAUGAGCGGAAUUGCCUGCACCAGGCUGCUAUCUAUGGGAAGCAGUAUGUGCUGGAAUGGGGCCUCUCAGUCAAUGUCGCCGUGGACAGGACAGAUGUCUAUGGGCGAGUUCCCCUGCAUUAUGCCAGUCUUCAUGGAAGAUUGGAGAUGCUCAAGUUUCUAUUGGACGCAAAUCAAAGCACGAUUGACCUGACGGACCACGACAACUUUACUCCCUUGAUCCACUCCAUUAUUCACGGCCACCUCGAAUGUAUCGAACUCCUCCUCGCUAGAUCCGCACGUAUCGACCCUGUCGGAGACUCGGAUCACGUCCCCCUGAAUUUGGCAUGCGAACAUGGCUCGGUGGCGGUUGUUGAGCUUCUCCUCAAGCACGGUGCCAAGAUCUUGCCAGACGCCGAGGGUCUGUAUCCCCAGCAUCUAGUGGCAAGGGCGGGUCAGACAUCAGAGCUUCUGUUGCUCCUGAAGCAAUUCGGUGCAGAUUUGGAUCAAGUUGAUAAGCUCUAUGGAUGGACACCCCUUGUGCAUUCCGCGAGCGAGGGAAAUGUCGACUGUCUUCAGGCAUUGCUCAAGGUUGGGGUCGACGCAAGCAUUGUGGACGAAAAGGACCUUCCAGCCAUGUACUAUGCUGCUUGGGAAGGGCAUCUGGCCUGUAUGAAGCUCCUAACACCCUUCAACACGCGGCCGCGAGCAAGCCCUUUCAUGGUGCAACCUGCUUUGGGUCCUCUGGAAACAAGCAGCGCCCCCUUGCCCAUGUCCCUGGACCCGGAUGCGAUCCCCGAACUCGAACUUCCUCCUCCGAUUAUUCCCCUCAGGAGAUAUGGCCACAACUUCCUUGAUACCAAGACGGUUGUUCAGAUCACGUUUGGGGACCUGGACGAACAACCUCUUAUGUUCUUCCAGGACGGCAAGUAUCCUGCUGCUCGGCUUACUAUUUCCUCCAAGGUCUCAGAUCUCAUUCCCAAGAACAUUAUUCUACCCUUUCAAGAAGAUACCCGCAUUGUUUCUUUCCAGGUGGACAACUUGGAUUCUUUCAGUCUGGACAUUGACGUCUUCCCUACGUACGGUGCUAAGGUCAUCGCGAAGACGGUUGCACUAUCCAGCAUUUUCAAAGGCCUGCAGGGCACUUCGACGUGCUGCCUGCCUCUUUUCGAUCCUAGGCUUCGUGCUAUUGGUCAGAUCUGCUUCAACGUUCAGGUCAUCAAGCCGUUCCAAGGAAAGCCCCUGGAGAUCACCGAUUUUGAGACGUAUUGGAAGGCUACGAGCCAAUUCAAUCAACCAACGAGCGCCAUUGUUACAGGAUCGAGCCUAUCCGGCGACUAUGUGAGAAUCUUUGUUCAGUACACCAGUGAUGGUGUCCCAGUCCUCUGGCCUCGAUGGACCAUAGCUUGUGGCGGACUUGAUAUUCCUGUCUGCCGGUUGACCCUGGAGCAAUUCACGUCUAUGACAGCGCGAAGCAACAGCCGUGCAGACCUACCCAGCUUGGCGAGUAAGACAUCGGAAAGCAUUGCGGAGGUUUACCACAUUCUUGCUACGGCUGGUAUCACGCUUCAAGAGGCACUCACACUCCUGAAUCCUGGUAUGCACAUCAAUCUUCAGGUCUUGUAUCCGACACCAGAGGAGGAAAAGGCCUUCUCUAUGGGCCCUGCGUUGGACGUCAACGUGUUUGUGGACUCGAUUCUCAACAUUGUGUUUGACCAUGCCCGGGCACAACGUGCUCAGGCCCCUGAUGUGGUGCGGUCUAUCGUGUUCAGCAGCUACAACCCUCGACUAUGCACAGCACUGAACUGGAAACAACCAAAUUUCCCCGUCUUCCUGUGUAACGACCUGGGACGGGAAGAAACGACGGGAGCCAACGGCACGGCCCUCACCAGUGGUCGGCGAAGUGCAUCUAUCAAGGAGGUUGUGAGGAUUGCACAGAGCAACAACUUUAUGGGUUUGAUCUGUUAUUCUCGACUGUUGGACAUGGUGCCGGCGCUUGUGGAUGCCAUCAAGUCUCAUGGACUAGCGCUGGUGAUGGACAAGUCUUCAGACUCCCCCGACGCGAGCCCCAUGACGGACCCUUUCCCGCGGCCACCCAAGGGUGUUGAUGGCGUUUUGAAAAGCCAUGGGAUUUUGCGAUUCAACGAUUCGAUAGACAUGUAG